CUUUAGUUUAUGUACCGUUAUAAAUGAUGAAAAUGACCACCGAUUAAUAUUGUAAAUCAAAUUUUUUUUAAAGUGAAUUACUUAUUCGUGAAUAUCUUUGUCGUGCAUCUUGGCAUAUUUACAUCGGUAAUUAAUUCCACAGUAUAUAAGCGACGUUUUACGUGUUUCACUAACUACUUGCCUCUGAGUUUGCGACCAACGUUUUAUUGGGUAACAAUUAGAAAAAUGGUCUUGCCAAUUAUUUUCACAGUCUUGAUGAAUCUGGCUCCCAUUCAAGGAAGAACGGAGUUGGGACAGAUUCCAAUUUUCCAACCAGAUAAUUACACGCACUUUGAUGUCUAUGCCAGUGCACUUAAUAAAGCCCAUUACAACCCUUGGACCUGCGAUUACAGAAGCGAGCCAGGAUACAGAUGCUUGAGUUGCAAAAGUGCACUCCACUGCUACCCUGGUAACUUCGCGCUACUAGUACAAUGUGCUGGCAUCUUCGCAUAUUGUCGACAUGGCUAUUGUUCAAGGUUUAAGUCAAAUGAAUGUGAGAACGAAUCUGACCACCACUCCAUUACUAGUCAUAGCAGCACAUUGCCACCAUAUGUACAACAAGAGUUUAAUAAAAUAAACUUGACUACCGUAUCGUCUGCUGCAGCGAGUGACAUGGAUUCUAAACCACAAGAAAGUACUUCAAAUGUCAUUUCUACCCAAUUGAAUGACCCGAAUAGAACAGACGGUGGGGCCGUGACGUCAGAGGCACAUACAAACGAUCCAGCGAACUCAAAUGUAACCGAAACAAGCAAAAAUAAGUGAAGACAGUCCGUUAUUAUAAAAUUCUUAGGAUAC
Molecule: messenger RNA, 834 nt
Organism: Spodoptera litura
Lineage: Eukaryota; Metazoa; Arthropoda; Insecta; Lepidoptera; Noctuidae
Source: RefSeq, a predicted model, not a curated record